Molecule: messenger RNA, 774 nt
Organism: Triticum dicoccoides
Lineage: Eukaryota; Viridiplantae; Streptophyta; Magnoliopsida; Poales; Poaceae
Product: probable WRKY transcription factor 70
Exons: 4
Coding region: 1-774 (257 amino acids)
Biological process (GO): regulation of DNA-templated transcription
Molecular function (GO): sequence-specific DNA binding; DNA-binding transcription factor activity
Source: RefSeq, a predicted model, not a curated record
AUGGGCACAGCAGCACCAAAAUGGUCAGUCAAUGACGGCUCCGAGAUGGACACAUUGUUCUUACUCAGGAGGCAGCAGGAGCUUCUGACGCAACUCCGCGCGCUCAUCCUGCCGGCGCUUCGCGACGCCGACAGCAGGUCGGCCAACCUGGCCAUCUGCCUCUUCGACGACGUGAUCGACUGCAUCUCCGGUGUCAUGUCCAGGCUCCAGGGGAUCAGUACCCAAGCAGGCGGUCAUGGACACGCGACGGGGCCCUUCGACCUCGCCGGCGUUGAUGUAAUUUCUCCCAACGCCGGCGAGGGACAGGACAAGAAGCCUGUGAUCAGCAACAUUGGUCGGAAGAGAAGGAGAAACAACGACAAGCGAUCAAGAUCUCUUGUAACAGUUGUUCCACAUUAUGAUGGCCAUCAUUGGAGAAAAUAUGGGCAGAAGAACAUUAACGGGAGGGAACAUGCCAGGAGCUACUACAGAUGCGCCUACACAGAACGCAAUUGCUCAGCAACCAAGACAAUUCAGCAACAGGAUCAUAACGUAACUAUUAAUUGCGAAGAGGAAACUGCAAAGUACAUUGUUGUGUACUAUGGUCAUCACACUUGUAGUGGCGGCAGCACUAGGAUUGUCGCGAAGAAUGGCCCUGAUAUGGACCUAACUCAAAAUCGCAAAAUGGCGGGAGCAGUAAUAGAAUUUCAGAAGUUCGACCCAAGAGACGUGGACAUGCCAGCUCUAAUAGUGGUGCUUGACAAUCCUGAGCUGAACUGGAACAUCAUUUUCUAG